Molecule: messenger RNA, 786 nt
Organism: Pipistrellus nathusii (Nathusius's pipistrelle)
Lineage: Eukaryota; Metazoa; Chordata; Mammalia; Chiroptera; Vespertilionidae
Source: the annotation of a GenBank genome assembly
AUGCGGCUGCCCGAGCAACCUGGAGAGGGGAAGCCUGAGCAUGAGGAAAAGUGGGGAAGAGGAGCCCCUGGAGGGGGAGAGGAGCCGCCGAGGAGCCAGGCCCCCGACUUCCCCACUUGGGAGAAGAUGCCUUUCCACCAUGUGACCGCCGGCCUGUUGUACAAGGGGAAUUACCUCAACCGGUCCCUCUCUGCUGGCAGCGACAGCGAGCAGCUUGCUAACAUCUCCGUGGAGGAGCUCGAUGAAAUCAGAGAGGCCUUUCGGGUUCUGGACCGAGAUGGGAAUGGCUUCAUCUCCAAGCAGGAGCUGGGAAUGGCCAUGCGCUCCCUGGGGUACAUGCCGAGCGAGGUGGAGCUGGCCAUCAUCAUGCAGCGCCUGGACAUGGACGGGGAUGGCCAGGUGGAUUUUGAUGAAUUCAUGACAAUUCUUGGCCCGAAACUGGUGUCUUCAGAAGGCCGUGAUGGUUUUCUUGGAAACACAAUAGACAGCAUAUUCUGGCAGUUCGACAUGCAAAGGAUAACUCUGGAAGAGUUGAAGCACAUCCUCUAUCACGCCUUCCGGGACCACUUGACAAUGAAGGACAUUGAGAACAUCAUCAUCAACGAGGAGGAGAGCCUGAAUGAUACCUCGGGGAACUGCCAGACAGAGUUUGAAGGAGUGCACUCCCAGAAACAGAACAGGCAGACCUGCGUCCGGAAGAGCCUCAUCUGCGCCUUCGCCAUGGCCUUCAUCAUCAGCGUCAUGCUGAUCGCCGCCAACCAGAUCCUGCGGAGCGGCAUGGAGUAG